This is a messenger RNA of Scaptodrosophila lebanonensis, 607 nucleotides long. Its product is annotated as anaphase-promoting complex subunit 15. Gene Ontology annotation, biological process: regulation of mitotic cell cycle spindle assembly checkpoint. The record is from RefSeq and is a predicted model, not a curated record. The coding region runs from base 114 to 470 and encodes 118 amino acids. The transcript is spliced from 3 exons. NCBI's taxonomy places the organism in Eukaryota, Metazoa, Arthropoda, Insecta, Diptera, Drosophilidae. Gene Ontology annotation, cellular component: anaphase-promoting complex.
UCAUUGUGGAACUAAUAGAACACUGCUCGUUUCUAAAAGCCAAUAAACAACAAAAGGCGCACUGUUUUCUACAUUUUUUGUGAUAAUUCUUGUGUUGAAUUCAAUUUGAAAAUAUGUCGAUGAUACCAUUUUUCCCGAAUUUGCAGCCGUCGGUGCCAAAUCAAUAUUGGUUCGAUAUGGUUCCCGUUAGUGAAGAGUCACAGACAACGCGCUAUGAAGAUGAGCGCCGAACUUGGCGGGAAUCAAUGAAAACAGCAGCGACAGAUCUACAACCACUCGGCAAGGUUCUUACCCUUCCCGGCAUUGAGACUGACGAUGAAGACGUUGUUACAGCCAACGAUGAUAGCGAGGACUCCGACAGUCAUGAUGAAGAAGACGAUGAGACCAACGACCGCAUACCGGUCACUCAAGAUUUCUACUCGGCUGAUGAUAUACAAAUGAAUGAUGAUACAUCCGCCACAGCGCCCUAGAUGUCAGACACGCACACCCAUUUGUCGCAUAGACUCCGUAUCAGGUAUUGAUUCUUGCGGUUUACUACGUUCGCUUUACAAACUGCAUUAACAAUUGUCAGUAACUUUAAGGCUUAAAUUAAAUUAAAACAAAAUAA